GGGUGCCUGCACGGAGCUGCAGUGGACAGGGGCUCCAGGGCCAACGGUACCACUCCAGAUUGUCAAGAAUGAUGGGGGACCAGGGACUGGGCUCUGGCCUCCAGAAGGGAUGAAUGAAGGGGUCCGCACCCCUGACGGGCACACGCCCCUCCCCCAGAUUAUAGCCUUUGACGAGCUUCGGACCGACUUCAAGAACCCCAUUGACCAGGGGAACCCAGCGCGGGCACGUGAGCGUUUGAAAAACAUCGAGCGCAUCUGCUGCCUACUGCGGAAGCUGGUGGUCCCAGAGUACUCCAUCCACGGCCUCUUCUGUCUGAUGUUUCUGUGUGCCGCUGAGUGGGUGACGCUGGGCCUCAACAUCCCCCUUCUCUUCUACCACCUCUGGAGGUACUUCCACCGCCCAGCAGAUGGCUCCGAGGUCAUGUAUGACGCUGUCUCCAUCAUGAAUGCCGACAUCCUCAACUACUGCCAGAAGGAGUCCUGGUGCAAACUGGCCUUCUACCUGCUCUCCUUCUUCUAUUACCUGUACAGUAUGGUUUAUACGUUGGUGAGUUUCUGAGGGGGAAGCCGGCCAGGGAGUGAGCCCAGAACGGACCGGACGCCUGUGCACCCCCAGCCCUGCCCCUUGGCCACAGAGGCCUCAGCCCCGGGGAGGGAAGGGGGCACUGGUGCCCCCAGCCUCUCCACCACCACCCCCAAACUGCUGCUGCGGGGAACCCCCGCCUUCAGAGCCCUCCUCCUUGGACUAGGGCUGGGCAGAGCUCCAGACAGGCCCCGGCUCCUCUGCCAGCUGCCGGCAUGGCAGUCAGUCCCGGAAGGGGUGGGCCUCUGGCCUGGGCCACUUCCGGGAAAUCCUGGGCCCUGCUAUGGGGCCAGGCUUGACCCUGGACGGUCUGGGCCGCCCCCCUCCAACCCCACCCUGAGGCUCCCCCUGCAGGUGGGGGGGUACCCACACCCACCGGGAAUGAGCAGGCUCAGCAGGGGGCAGCCCCACCCCUAGUCUGCCCCCACCUUCCAGGCUCCCUUCCAGCCCCUUUCUUGGCUCUGCCCCCUUCCCCCCCACCCCUCGUCUCUUGGACCCAUUUUCUAUGUUGCCUGGAGGAGUCCAGCACCCCCUCCCUGGCCAUUUGUGACAAACUCUGAAUAAACUACUGCAAACACGGG
Molecule: messenger RNA, 1164 nt
Organism: Echinops telfairi (small Madagascar hedgehog)
Lineage: Eukaryota; Metazoa; Chordata; Mammalia; Afrosoricida; Tenrecidae
Gene: CNIH2
Product: cornichon family AMPA receptor auxiliary protein 2
Exons: 5
Coding region: 110-559 (149 amino acids)
Biological process (GO): vesicle-mediated transport; regulation of AMPA receptor activity
Cellular component (GO): synapse; dendrite
Source: RefSeq, a predicted model, not a curated record